Penicillium waksmanii is the source of this 750-nucleotide messenger RNA. RefSeq names its product class I SAM-dependent methyltransferase. Lineage: Eukaryota; Fungi; Ascomycota; Eurotiomycetes; Eurotiales; Aspergillaceae. The record is from RefSeq and is a predicted model, not a curated record. The transcript has 3 exons. The coding region runs from base 1 to 750 and encodes 249 amino acids.
AUGACUGACUUCACCGAGGCAAAUCGCAAAUACUUCGACCAAAUGGCGACCGACUACAAAGAUCGGUUUGCCAAUGCGAUGAAGACGCUGUCCGAUCAGACAUUGAAGCACCGGCUCUGGCUGAGUGAUCGAUGGACAGAUACUGAGGCUGGCCAAGACAACGGAGUUAAAAUGCUUGAAUACGCCUGUGGACCAGGUGUGAUCUCAAUGACGCUUGCUCCAUACCUGUCAAAGGUCGUUGGCAUCGACGUCUCCGAUAACAUGAUUGACGAAUUCAAUCGCAAUGCCAAAUUGAUUGAUAUAGCCGAUAAGAUGGUUGGAUAUAAAGCGGAUCUACUAAACGAUUCCGUUCCUGCCGAGUUUUCGGGUCCUGACUUUAAAGAGUUCGACAUGGUGGCAGUCAGCAUGGCCUUGCACCAUUUUGAAUACCCGCAGAUGGCCCUUCAGCGACUCGGAAGCCGACUGAAGAAGGAUGGUGUGUGUAUGAUCAUUGAUAUAUUGUCUCGCUCCGGACAGGAUCAUGGCCACGGCGAUGGCCACGGCGAGGGAAAGCAUGGUCAUAACUUCGGCGAUGCCGCCCACACGGUCAAGACUCACGGAUUCUCCCGAGACGAUAUGCAGAAACUGUUUGAAGGAGCUGGGCUAGGUCGUGGAUUCAAGUAUGAGGUGAUUCCUGAGGAGUUGGUUUUCAAUAAGGGCGAGAAGACGCACAACGUAACCGUGUUCAUUGCUCGUGCUCAGCGCUCUUGA